UAUUCUCUAUUCUAUGAUUAUGGCAAGCCAAUGAUUUAUUCUAUAAGCAAAACUGUGUGAAAGGUCCAAUUGAGUAAAAUGCCUCCAAAAAAAACAACUCAUAAAGGUUUCCUGCCCGGUAACUACGCUAGUAUAAGGUCAAAAGAAUGUAGGGAGAGAUAUGAGGCAAGAAUUUCAUUGAUACAUUCUGUUGACCCAUACAAGAUACCAAAAAACGACUGGGAAGAUUGUAUGGAAUUAUGGCCGAAUAUUUCUAACAUAAACGUGGGCAUGUAUUUAUUGUUUUCGGUAAGCUCAUACUCACAGAACGAGCUUAUGAACUACAAAAGUCUUUUGUGCUACCAGAGCUUCGCGAAUGGCUGGGUUCGAGAAGUUUUGUUAAAAGAAUUUGGCGAUAAUCGGCUGAUGAUUGCGAAGGUAAAUCACUCGCAAAAAAUGUCAGAGAAGCCACUGACUCCAUGGGUUAUCUGUGAGAAGGAAGGGAAGAUUUUAUUUGGUCGCUGUGAUUGUAUGGCUGGUUUAAGGGAAAGCUGCUCCCAUGUAAUCAGUGUCAGCUGAGUCAACACACAAAUAUAUUGCAUACAUGUACCAAACAGUCAUGUUAUAAUGUCAUUUUAUUUCAGGUCCAAGAUCAAUUGUUUUGCAGUGCACGCAGCUAUUGUGAUUUUGUUGUGUGGAGUGAGAAAAUGCUCUACAUAGAAAGAAUUUUGCCCGAUGAGAAGUUUUAGAAAGAAAAUGUAUCUCGAGUAGAGAAAUUAUUAUCAAAAGGAUCCUUCCCGAGCUGCUUGGGAAAUUUUACUCUCGCACACAUCAGGAAAAAAGAAUACGACUCAAUGUAUAAAGCUACAUACAUUAGCAGAUCCAGGGUAGGUCAGAAUACAUUAUAGUAGCUAAUUUUAAAUUCAAAAUAAUUUAACAGCAAUGUUGCUGGUUAGAAAUUUCAAAAAAAUAUUUAAUAACCAGAACAUCAUCAAUAAUGUUAGUUGUAAAGUAUUUUGAAUGGGAAAUAUAUUUAUAUCAACGUAUUCUGACCUACGCUA
Xenia sp. Carnegie-2017 is the source of this 1040-nucleotide messenger RNA. RefSeq lists its product as uncharacterized. Bases 79 to 558 code for a protein of 159 amino acids. The record is from RefSeq and is a predicted model, not a curated record. Lineage: Eukaryota; Metazoa; Cnidaria; Anthozoa; Malacalcyonacea; Xeniidae. The transcript has 2 exons.